Aspergillus terreus NIH2624 is the source of this 1938-nucleotide messenger RNA. Its product is annotated as VHS domain protein. Gene Ontology annotation, cellular component: trans-Golgi network. Gene Ontology annotation, molecular function: phosphatidylinositol binding; ubiquitin binding. Gene Ontology annotation, biological process: Golgi to endosome transport; protein transport to vacuole involved in ubiquitin-dependent protein catabolic process via the multivesicular body sorting pathway; Golgi to vacuole transport. The transcript is spliced from 8 exons. The record is from RefSeq and is a predicted model, not a curated record. NCBI's taxonomy places the organism in Eukaryota, Fungi, Ascomycota, Eurotiomycetes, Eurotiales, Aspergillaceae. Bases 1 to 1938 code for a protein of 645 amino acids.
AUGGCAGCUAGGGACCGCUUUGGUGGUGCCUACGCUGACCUGGGGCUCACUCCCCUCCAACGAGCUGUUCGAAAUGCCUGUGACAUCACCCACUACGAGCCCAAUCUCGCCCUGAACCUCGAAGUUGCGGACCUGAUCAAUUCCAAAAAAGGCAAUGCACCCCGAGAAGCUGCGCUCGAAAUCGUCCGCCUGAUCAACUCUCGCAAUCAGAAUGUCGCGUUACUGGCGUUGGCGAACUGUGGAUACCCCUUCCACCUCCAGAUCAGUACCAAGGAGUUCCUCAAUGAGUUGGUGCGCCGGUUCCCCGAACGCCCGCCGUUGCGCCCCUCGCGCGUGCAGCAUCGCAUCCUGGAGUCGAUCGAGGAAUGGAGACAGACCAUCUGUCAAACGUCGAGGUACAAGGAGGACCUGGGCCAUAUUAGGGAUAUGCACCGGCUGCUACUCUACAAGGGCUAUGUCUUCCCCGAGAUCCGCCAUGAAGAUGCGGCCGUGUUGAAUCCUAGUGACAAUCUCCGGUCCGCCGAGGAGAUGGAGGAGGAAGAGCGAGAAGCGCAAUCGGCGAAAUUGCAGGAGCUGAUCCGUCGAGGCACCCCCGCGGACCUACAGGAAGCCAAUCGGUUGAUGAAGGUCAUGGCGGGCUAUGAUAAUCGACACAAGACCGAUUACCGGGCGAAGGCUGCGGAGGAGGUGGCCAAGGUGCAGCAAAAGGCCAAGAUCUUGGAAGAGAUGUUGCAGAGCCAUCAGCCCGGCGAGCGGGUUGCAGAGGGGGAUGUGUUUGAGGAACUUGCCAAUGCGCUUCGGAGCGCCCAUCCCAAAAUCCAGAAGAUGUGUGAGGAGGAAUCGGACGACCCCGAGGCGGUCCACAAGCUCCUGGAGAUCAACGACAGCAUCCACCGCACGAUUGAACGGUACAAGCUUGUGAAGAAGGGCGAUUACGAUGCUGCUGCCAGGAUCCCAAAGGGCACGCUCGGCACGACAACCGGCGUGUCGAAGAAUGCAAACAACGAACUUUCCCUGAUUGACUUUGAUCCGGAGCCUAGUUCCAACGGCAGCGCGGCUCAGGCCCAGGCGUCAGGCGGAAGCUCCCUGGAGAAUGAUUUGCUCGGGCUUUCGAUCGACGAACCUACACCCGCAGGAGGCAUUUCUCUUGGCCCUUCAAAUCCAAUCAUCUCUUCUCCACCUCCCUUCCAACCACAGGCGGCGCAACCAGCAUCGCAGCCGCCGGCCUCUGCGGCAUUUAAGCCGAACUACGAUAUCCUGUCUUCCCUGAACUCGUCGCGGCCGGCCUCCCAAUCACCAUCGCCAGUGCCAGGGACAUCCCGGGCACCGAACGCCCCAUUGGCAACGGCCACCCCUCCGCCCGCCGAUCCGUUCGCCUCAUUGGUGUCGGCAAGUCCGCGACAUGGCAGCCCGUUCCCAUCGGGGGCUGCCACGCCGACGCCACCGCAGCCGGCCACCACGGGGUCUUCAUCCUUGUUGGAUUUGAUGGGCACGCAGCCCUCGGGAGGUCCCGCAGCCAAAGGCGACGACGAUGAGUGGAACUUUGCCUCGUCUCUGCCGGAGAGCAGCACACUGCCGACGACCAACCGGGUGCAGGUGCUGGACUCGCUGCUGCGGAUCGAGUUCGUGGCGCGGCGUCACCCCCAACAGGCACGACAGAUCCAUGUUGCGGCGCUCUUUUCGAACGGCACCAACCAGGUGCUCAACGAGCUGCAUUUCCAAGUGGCUGUGGAAAAGGCCUACACAUUACAGCUUCGGCCGCAGUCUGGCCGCGAUAUCGCCCCGCAGCAGGCGAACGGGGUGCAACAGGAGAUGCUCAUUGACGGGGUGGAUGCGGGUAAAGGGAACUCCAUCAAGAUGCGGUUCCGGGUGUCGUACCGGGUGGGCCAGGAGCGGAAAGAAGAGCAGGGGAUGGUACCGUCGUUGGGGAUUGCAUAG